This is a messenger RNA of Adineta steineri, 420 nucleotides long. NCBI's taxonomy places the organism in Eukaryota, Metazoa, Rotifera, Eurotatoria, Adinetida, Adinetidae. The record is from the annotation of a GenBank genome assembly.
AUGGAUAAUCUUCGUAAAUAUUCAAUUAAUAUUUCAUUAAAUGAAGCUAUUGAUCAACUUAAUACACAAUUACAACAAUUACUUGAUAAUACUCAAAUAGAUUUUAGUAAACGAAAAAAAAUUCUUUUACAACUUGAAAGAAAACAUAAUCAAUAUCGACGAUCAAUUGAACAAACAGAUUUACAUAAUCAACGAAAAUUAAUAGAUAAUAAUGAUCUCAUUCGACGUAUAAAGAAAAAAAUUAUACAUGAUGAUCGUCAACAACAACAACGAAGAAGAGUUGAACAAGAACAAGUAGAAAACAAUCAUUGGUUACAUGAUCAUAUGACAUUUCUAGUUGGUGCAGCUCUUACAGGUGUUUUAUGUGCUGCAACGUUUAUAAUAAUGAUGUUAGAUAAUUCAAAAGAAAAAUAUAUAUAA